Molecule: messenger RNA, 702 nt
Organism: Kluyveromyces lactis
Lineage: Eukaryota; Fungi; Ascomycota; Saccharomycetes; Saccharomycetales; Saccharomycetaceae
Gene: RAD10
Product: DNA repair protein RAD10
Exons: 1
Coding region: 1-702 (233 amino acids)
Biological process (GO): mitotic recombination; meiotic mismatch repair; nucleotide-excision repair
Cellular component (GO): nucleotide-excision repair factor 1 complex; ERCC4-ERCC1 complex; nucleus
Molecular function (GO): single-stranded DNA binding; damaged DNA binding
Source: RefSeq, a predicted model, not a curated record
AUGGUGGACGAUACAACAUCUUUCGAGAGUAUUCUUGCUAAUGUCCGGAAAAGAAGAGCUGAAUUUAAUCAACCCAGUCCACAACCGCAGCAAUCACCACGACCAUCACUACAGCAGAAUCCAGCACCGGAGCUGACAAGAAAACAAAAUGAACAUCCAAAUCUGAGAGAUGCUUCAAUAAAUUCACAACAGAGAAGUGUAACCACAUCAAAACCAUCUGGACCGGUGAUUAACUCGUUCAAUCAACAACAUGAUACUUCUCCCGGCAAUGCGCCGGUCAUUCACAACCAAAAGAAGGCCGUUCAAGAAUCAAGUUUUGCUGACAAAUCCUCGUCAUCCAAGACAAUGUUUGUAAGCUCCUCUCAGACUGGAAACCCACUAUUGAAGAGUUUAGUGAACGUCAAUUGGAGAUAUGUGAAAUCGACGCCUACUACACAAGUUCAUUACGAUUACCAGAUACGAGGAAGAAACGUAAUAUUUCUUUCAUUGAAGUAUCAUAAACUACAUCCUGAAUACAUAGGAAAGAAAUUGCUACCUUUCAAAAGGACGGAAGGAAAUGUUUUACUAUGUGUCGUUGAUGUUGAGAAUUCGGAAGAUAUUCUAAGAGAGUUAAACAAAGUGUGCAUGUUUCAAGGAUUCACUAUACUUCUAGCCUUUACAUUUGAGCAAGCAGGAAAAUAUUUGACCUUUAUGAACAAAUGA